Engraulis encrasicolus (European anchovy) is the source of this 708-nucleotide messenger RNA. It is a transcript of the gene golga7bb, whose product is annotated as golgin A7 family, member Bb. NCBI's taxonomy places the organism in Eukaryota, Metazoa, Chordata, Actinopteri, Clupeiformes, Engraulidae. The transcript is spliced from 7 exons. The coding region runs from base 1 to 708 and encodes 235 amino acids. Gene Ontology annotation, cellular component: palmitoyltransferase complex. The record is from RefSeq and is a predicted model, not a curated record. Gene Ontology annotation, biological process: peptidyl-L-cysteine S-palmitoylation; protein targeting to membrane.
AUGCUUGCUGCAGGAUACGUGUACGGGAUUUUGUGUGCGGGACAAGACCUGACAAGUCUUCCGUUUCGCCACUCGCAGGACGAUGCUCACAUCCCAGUUACCGCCGAGUCCUCACGAGCUGCACACCUCUUUCCCGCCCCACAGCCUCGUGCUGUCCUGAAGGGGGAAUUCAGCACCGGGACAGCUCCACGCGUCUCACCGCAACAUGGCGUCCGAGGAGCUUCAUUAGCUACUGAGUUCCAUAAUCUCGAGGAGGUGUGUGUGAGCGCUUCGCUGGCUACUAAGGUCUUCAUCCAGAGAGACUACAGUGACGGCACCAGCUGCAGGUUCCACACCAAGUUCCCCUCAGAACUCGACGGCAGGAUAGAGCGCCAUCUGCUGGAGGAGAUGGUGAAGACUCUGAAUGGCUACUACAGGGAGGCGGAGCGAACCACAGGCCACGCCUACCUGGAGGGCUGUCUAGCCUGCGCAACCGCCUACAUCAUAUACCUUUGUCUCGACACACGCUACGAGAAGGUCCUGAAGAAGAUCUCAGCGUAUAUCCAGGAGCAGAACGAGAAGAUUUUCGCUCCCCGUGGCCUUCUCAUCACCGACCCCAUCGAGAGAGGCAUGAGGGUCAUUGAGAUCAGUGUCUUUGAGGAUGGAGGGUCCAGUAGCUCCAGCAGCUGCAGUGGCAGCGUGAGUCCUGCGGGGGGCAGUGUGCGGUGA